UCUCUCGCUUCCUCUCCGCCCCGGCUCUUUUCCCUCCCGAGCGAUGCUUAGCGGCGCUGCCGCCCUCCAGCGCCUGACGCGGGGCCUGCUGCUUUGCCCUCGCCGCCCGCUCCGCGGGGUUAGCAGCCCAGUGUAUGGCCUUCAUUUCCCUGCGCUACAAUUACACACUACUAAAUCUACCAUGAAGUUCAGCCAGGAAGACUUUGAAAAGGCCAAAGAGCAGCUGAAGCUUUUGAAGACGGAUCCUGGCAACCAAGUCAAACUGAAUAUUUAUGCAUUGUUUAAACAGGCCACUGAAGGCCCCUGCAAAGCUCCCAAACCAGGUAUGCUAGACUUUGUCAAAAAGGCCAAAUGGGAUGCAUGGCAAUCACUUGGCAAUUUGCCACAGGACAGCGCAAGACAGAAAUACAUUGAACUUGUAUCCAGUUUGGUGUCUGCAGAAUCUUCUCAGGUUGACGCAACUCCCCCUGGCAGCAAAGCUGCCUAUGAAACACUAGAGGUUUCUACUAAAGACAACAUCACAAAGAUCGUGUUAAACCGCCCCAAGGUGAAAAAUGCUAUCAGCAGAACGAUGUACAGAGAAAUUAUUGAAGCGCUUGAGGAAGCAGCAAAGGAUGACUCUGUAAUUACGGUUUUCACAGGUAAUGGAGAUUACUACUGUAGUGGAAAUGACCUGAACAACUUUGCUAACAUCCCAGCAGAUGGAUUAGAGGAGAUGGCAAAGAAUGGUGCAGAGAUGCUCAAAGACUUUGUCGGCCAUUUCAUUGAUUUUCCUAAGCCAUUAAUCGCUGUGGUGAAUGGGCCAGCUGUGGGUAUUGCCGUAACUGUCCUUGGGCUGUUUGACAUGGUGUAUGCUACUGACAGGGCGACAUUUCACACCCCCUUCAGCAACCUGGGCCAGAGUCCGGAAGGAUGUUCCUCAUACACGUUUCCAAAAAUUAUGGGCGUAUCCAAGGCCACUGAGAUGCUGCUUUUCAACAAGAAGCUGACUGCAGCUGAAGCCUGUUCGCAAGGGCUUGUCACGGAGGUUUUCCCUGACCAGGUUUUCCAGAAGGAAGUGUGGGCACGGCUGAAAGCUUACGCAAGCCUUCCCAAAAAUAGUUUGACAGUCUCCAAGCAGUUGUUGCGAAGCACGGAAAAGGAGAAGCUCCAUGAAGUUAAUUCCCAAGAGUGCGAAUGUCUCAAAGGAAGAUGGCUGUCAGAUGAGUGCAUGAAUGCCAUAAUGAGCUUCUUACAGAAGUCCAAGCUCUGAUCUCUUGCCAACUGUGCAAAAAGGAAUGUCUGUAGCAUAGUUCUGUUCCUCUUACCAGAUGACUAAAUUUCAUUAAACGAAUCCUUUGAAUACA
Messenger RNA from Lacerta agilis (Sand lizard), 1346 nucleotides. RefSeq names its product enoyl-CoA delta isomerase 2, mitochondrial-like. Gene Ontology annotation, molecular function: fatty-acyl-CoA binding. The record is from RefSeq and is a predicted model, not a curated record. Bases 44 to 1252 code for a protein of 402 amino acids. NCBI's taxonomy places the organism in Eukaryota, Metazoa, Chordata, Lepidosauria, Squamata, Lacertidae. The transcript has 10 exons.